AUUUCAUAAUGUCUCGCCAAUCGGCAGUUCGAGCCGAUAACAGAAAAGUGGUGCGUUUCUUUGUGAUUUGUGUUCAAUUUUGGAGUGAAUGAACGGUGUUUUAGAGCAUACUAGAAGGUUAAUGUCGUAAAUUUGCUCUUUCGUCUUUCAUUCGAACAGAGUGCGGAAUUAUUUGUUUUGACACAUGGAGCACUUGUGGCACAGCUCGUCAAAGAUUAUGAAAGCGACGAAGAAGUUAACAAACAACUUGAUAAAAUGUAGGUAUAUUAUCUGAAGAACUCGUUAAUCGUCUUUAAAAAAUUAAGUGCAUUACGUACUAUUUUUUUAUGACAGUUGAUCUAGCUACAUACAGCUGCAGAAAUAGAACUCUACUUUAAUAUUCAAACCUCAACAAUUUCAUUUUAAGAAGAGAAGUUACUGAGAGUGUGAUAUAUUACAGACAAAAUGAUUUGGGAAUAACGAGCAGUAGUUUGAAGCAGGGUUAAAGAAAGUUCAGCAAUGUUUUCAGAGCUCGCUCAUCCUCCAAUAAUUAUUAUGGAUGUCACUAAUCUGCAGCCUCAUUUUGGUGAGGUCUAGGGAGACAUCGGGCGCUUUCCAUUUAGGAAAAAAACCCGGAAAUUUCGGUGGUAGCAAAAGUGGAAUUUCCGAUUGGUAAAAAGUUGUUCCAUUUGGUCGUAAACCCCGGUACGUGGCGGUGCCCGACCGUGGACCUGGAACUGGUACAAACUACGAGAAACGUAAAUGGAACAAGACAUUCCGUUCGGAAAUUCCAACCGGGAAAACGGGACCACCUUUUUAAAAUUUCCACUUUUUCUGGGAAUUUUCCAGUGGGACGAACCGACAAAAUGUGUUCCAUUUUCCUGCCGAACCGGAAAUUCCAGAAAUUUUGACUAAAGGGAAAGCGCCCAUCAUAAAGCUACAAAGCUACAAUGGAGGUCAAGCGUGUCAGGACCUCUAAUGUGAUAUACCGUAUUUAUUUGAUUAAACGCUGCGGGGUUUAUUUAAGACUGGCAUUUAUUUCAAAAUCACUUUUUUUAAAUCACUGAGAACAGUUAUUUGUAAAUCGUUUGUAAAUAUUGUGUAAUUUAAACGUUUUAAUGUCUCAAGUCUGGAUGGUGUAAAUUACCAAGUUGUACCAAGGUUUUUCUUAUUAGUCUCAAGUAAACAUCGCAUUCUGCUGAUUAGGUACAGCGUUUAUUCGAGGGCAGCAUUUAAUAAAAUAAAUACGGUAAUUUAUUAAAACUAAGCCCUACCCCCUCCCAUCCCAAACAAUAAAUUUGAAUUUUUUUCAAAAUGGGUGCAAGCGAGUCCUUUUUCAGCACAACAUUGCUAGUGGGGGGGUUAGGGGUAGGAGGAAGGGUGCAGAGUUGGGGGAUGGAGGGGUGAAUGCAAAGCUGAUCAAAAUGUUCCCAUUAGAGAAGAAUCAUGUGCAAGUUCUUUUCACCUCUACUGCAGAUAUAAGUUGUGUUCAAAUGGUAGAUGAAAUUAGCUUACAUGUCUCUACUAGGAACUUAUAAAAGGGCUACACUAAAGAUUGUAAUUUUUGUAAAGAGAAAAGCUGUACAGUUAAACCCUCAUGUGCCUCUGCUUUUCCUAUAAGUGAACACUUCAUUCCAAAACAGAAAAAUUUUACCUGUCAAGACCAAUAGUUGACACAACAAUAGUUGAACCAAUAGUUAAAGCAACAGCCUCCUGUGAUCGUGUUUUACCUGGGUCAGGUUGAAAACCUUUUACUACCUAACCUUUGUCUUGGGCGCCUUAAAAAUAUUGUCGUUCCUGAUCCAAGCCCAUUCAACUGUUCUGCCAGCUGGGAUCUCAAGAGCAUCUGCAGCUUAAGCUCUCUAAUACAAUUAAAUAUCUACCAACAUUAACAUUACAUAACAGAAUAAUGCAACAUUCUGCAAUUUAUUGUUUCAGGGGCUACAAUAUUGGAGUAAGAUUAGUGGAAGAUUUCUUGGCAAGAUCAAAUGUCGGUCGGUGUCACGACUUCAGGGAGACUGCUGAUGUUAUUGCCAAGGUAAACUCUGCAUGUAUUCAAGACAUUAACUUUGUUUUGUAACACAAUCCUAUUUGGUAUAAAGAUUAUCUUGCAUCGAAAAGGGCCCACACUGCAACAGUAUCACCAAGGUCAGUGUCUGAAUUUCAGCAGGCCUAAGUUUUUUCAAACCUUCUUUUCGAAACUGUGAUGAUCACUUCUGCAUUUAUUUCUCUAUCCCUCUGUUCAAAUAUAUUUUCAUUAUUUGUGAGUUAUGUUACAUCUGAAUUAUUUGUUUCAGCUAUUUGCUCAUUUCCACCAGCCUCUUUUCCUUGACACUGCCAAGAGGACAUAAAUCUAACUGAAAAUAAAAAGCCCAGUUAUUGUUUGUCAUUCACUAGAAUUUAUAUGCUGAUAAGCUUCAAAUCCUUCUGCGAGCUUCCUGUCGCAAAAACUACAAGUGAUUCUUGGUAUUGUGGAGACCAUUGUUGGUUAGCUUUUGUGUUGUCAGGGGCACCCAACGAGAAUAUAGUUCAAAACCACUUAAACAUAGCAUUAUUAAACGUAUUUUAGUACGUAGACAGUAGAUAAAGGCAUAUUUUUAUCCCCUAAAAAUUUUUGAUCUGUUCGGAUUUCCUAUCUGAAAGUCUAGUGAUCCGAAAAUUAUAGGGAUCAAAACUUACCUUUCUGAAAAUUUCAGCCAGAAAAAAGGCUCCCGACAAUUCUAGCUGACCUUUUUAGGGUAAAAAUCUGUUAAAAAUGGGCAAUUACACCAUUUUUUAGAUGUUCAAAAAUCGUAGGAAAGGCAGGCAAGCAAGAAAUUUUACAAUAAAUGUUCGGAAAAUUCUAGAUCACAUUUCGUCUUCCGAAAAGAUAUUUUCCGAAAAUUGACACUGGGUAGCCCUGUGUUGUGGCGUGGGUAUUGUUUGAUGUCUUUUCAUGCUUUUGUAUUAUGUCAGUUGGUGAUUGCACCCAUCUGCAACACCAAGAAACUGCCAAAAACCACCAAGGAAGGGUUGAAACUGAAGAAAUAACAUUUAGAUGAUCUCUUUUAUUGAUGAAAGCUAAUCAUAAAGGAAGUUGUUCAUCAGUGCCUAUUGUAAUUUUGCUAACAUUUAGAACUUAUAAAUUACUAAUCGUAUUUUCAAUUUUAACUUAUUCAGGUAUAGGCAAGGUUAUUGUUUACUUCCACUCUUCUUGUUCUUGUCUUUAUAGCUGGGCUUCAAAAUGUUCCUUGGAUUUUCCCCAGUGGUAACAAACUGGAGUGCAGCAUCGGAUGAAUUCUCUUUAAUCUUGGACAACAACCCUUUGGCAGAGUUUGCUGAGUUACCAGAAGGUCACGAGGGGCUUCUGUUUUCAAACAUUCUCUGUGGUGUGUUGAGAGGAGCCCUAGAAAUGGUAAAAAAUUUUACUAACUGCUGCAAAAAUUAAUACAGUUGAAGCCCUGUAGGUGAUCACCCAAAAUCAAAGUCUUAGUGGCUCUUACAGGAGGUGGUCGCUUACCAGACAAGAACCACAGGGGGCCUCUUCCGAGAAGUUGUCCAAACACAUCUACUUUAUUAUGGAAGAUUAUUUAUUUGUUUUGAUUUCUAAGUAAUACGUUAUGUGCAGUUCCACAUUGCUACUGAAGUUCUUUGUAUAUUGUAAGGAGCAUAAUACACACAGCAAACAUAGAAAUCAGACAAUGCAUCAAGCGGUCAUAUACAAGAGGUUAGAAACAGUGGAAAAUCAUUAAACCAUCAGCCCCCAAAAGUAAUCAAGGUCACCUACCGGAAGGUGGUAGUUUACGAGAGGUUCAAACUGUAAGGUGUUGACUGGGAAAAAUUUUAGUGUGUUCAAUUGGUGGUAACUUAUGGGAUAGGAGGUGGUCACUUUCAAGAGGUGAUCACAUGUGGAGGUUUUACCGUACUUGCUGUAUUUUUAACUAUCACUCACCCUAAAUUUUACCCGUUCAGGAAAAUCAUGUCCCUCCUUUGUCGUAUCCUGGCUACUUUUUAAGGACAUUGCUCUUACAUGUUGUAAUCAGUAAGGUGCCUUUUCCAUUAUCUUGAAGUCAUUUUUGAGAAGUUGGAGUCACUUCAGACUAUUAUGAAGUUUUUUGGAAUGCCUGCUCUGCUAGAUCUGCUAUCUAGAGAUAUUGAUCUUUGGAAGUGGAUUCUUCACAGAAUUUGAUUAACUCUUAUGUUGUGAGAACAGGACCUUUCAUGUACACAAAAGCUGUUCUUGGAAUUGGGAUUAAUAAUAAUUAGAAAAUCUGAAAAUUUGGAGGUCCAAAUUAAUGCACCCUCAGCACUUGAAGGUGUAACUGCCUUGGUUGCCAUGCUAAGUAGAAACAAAUGUUGGUGAUUAAAAUAUGCUGUAUAAGUCACCAAUUUGUUGCCCAUUAUUUGGAGGUAUAAAAUAUUAAUGUGGCACACCAAAGUGUUUUUGUUAGUUCGUGUUUUUGGUCUUUCUACUGUAAAAUUACAGUGAGAUCGUAAUACAUUAUUUUGCACAAGAUGUUAUUUAAUUUUUUGCUCUAUUUUCUUUCCCACCCUGGCCGACCAAUUAUUAAGCCUUGAGAUGUCAUGGGUACCUCCAUUGUGGUUUCCAACAGUCGGGUUGCCAUUAGCUUACUCUGAUUAAGAAUUUUUUUUUUUGACAACCAAUAUCCUAUGUCUGGUGACCAUUUUGUAAUAUGAAAAGGUCGCUAAGAGGCGAUUUUUUUAAAAAUAGUUGUGAAUGAAGCACUGACCCUGAGUGUAUGCUAUUAUAAGAUGCCAAGUAAUUAAAUAUUUUGUUUCUCUGUUUAUGUUUUCAAGGUGCAAAUGGAAGUUGAUGUGUGGUUUGUUCAAGAUUCCUUGCGUGGAGACGAUACUACUGAAAUUAGACUCAAAUUUGUUAGGAAAUUAGAAGAUGCUUUGCCAGCUGGCGAGGAUUAGACACUUUAUUAUGUAUUUUGACAUUUAAUGUAAUGUAAAAACAGCAGUUUUAGUAACACAAAAUGUGAUCAGGACUAAAGCUUUAGGGAAAGAGAGAAUUUGGAAUCUUAAUAUUUCUUCUGCACAAGAAAUAAGCCAUUUCUGAGUUGCUGUAAACCUCUGCUUCAUAGCGAGGCUAAGUGUGAAGCCAUUUAUAUGAAACUAAUUUUUAAUUAUUAAUUUUUAAUUAUUUUAAUUAUUCUCAUGCAAAUGAAACUCGUUUUCACAAUAAAGGUUUUGAACUUAGGGCCUGUUUACAUGGAGGUGGAGGACCCGAGGUAGGUGGGGUAACCCCCCUGUGCAUAUAAUCUCUCAUAUUAAUUUGAUCACGUUUACAUUUGUGAGGUAAUCAUAUGAGAGUUUAUAUGGACAAGCGGGUUACCACACCUAAGCGAGUUACCAAACCUACUUGGAUCCCCCCCUGUCAUGUAAACAGGCCCUUAGCCUCGUUUUGAAUGUGAGAGUUUUUGGAACUCGAAAAUGGCCUAUUCGUGAAAUACUUACAUGUAAAUUAUUGUUAAUCCAUUCAGUUACGUGACGAACUAAUCUCGCAGUUAAAAAUAUUUGUGGCCCUGCUUAGGUUAUCCGGUUUCUUCAGUUUAAGGCAGUGUAGGUUGUUUCGAUUUUAGGUAGCUGGAACAUAAAUAAUCUGAUAAAAAAAAGGAUCGUUUUGUUAAUUAUACCUGUCAACAUCUUAUUUGUUUAGGAAUCAAAGGCCUCAUGCUUGUUUGGCGAAUACGUUAUAAUCUAAGGUAGCGGUCCUUGAAACCAAUCGAAAUUUGCAUUCCCUGACCGAGAGGAAUGGUUCCUUAUAUCACCAUUAAAAAAAAAACAAUGGACAGGUUUUUUUGCCAAGUGAUUUGGCAGGGUAUACUUACACCAUUGCGUGCAGAGUAAAACGUGAGCUGGAAAGCACAGUCGGUAGAGCACUUUACUAUAGAGCGGGAGGUCGUGGGUUUGUUUCUGUUGUUUCCCAGGGCCGGACCAAUACUUUGUAGGGUCUAUGGCUCGGAAAUGAAGGCACUGCCCCCUGAAACGGCUACAGCUUUGUGUGGCUCGGAUGACCACGUAAAAUGGCGGUCCUGUCUUUAGGGUUACCGCCCGGGGUUACCGAUCGUUUCGACACAAGUUUAAUAAUUAUUCAGUCGAGUUGUAAAUAUUUUCACGUGCUUGGCUUAAAGAACGAAGAAUGUUCAGCCAAAAUGCUUUCCUUGUUCACGCGCAAGCUAUACUUGAAGUGAUCGAAAUUUAUGUGCAAUUUCACUGCUUGAGUUUGUAUCGAAACGACUGGUUACCGUCUUUAGAAGCGGAUGUAAAAAUUGUGUCCAAUCAGCACUUUCUUGCUAACACGUUAGCACUCAAAUAAAGGACUUAUUUAGCCCUUUUUUGUAAGAAAGUGCAACUGCCUCUUGCAUUUACACCCCAACCGUCUUGCGCCAAGUGAUUAUUCUUAAUAAUCAAUUCGAAAUGGUACUCUCUUCUUGAACCAACUUAGUAACUGACCCAAGUUUCA
Messenger RNA from Porites lobata, 6448 nucleotides. NCBI's taxonomy places the organism in Eukaryota, Metazoa, Cnidaria, Anthozoa, Scleractinia, Poritidae. The record is from the annotation of a GenBank genome assembly.